CUUUCUCGAUGAGCACGUCUAAUAGAUACCUAAUACACCACCCUAGCGAUGAUUCUAUCCCUCUUUUCUACUCUAUGAAGAACUGCAUCCUAAUUGCCUGCGCAAUCGAAGGCUGGGACGAAGCAGAAACGUACAGGCUUCGCGCGGAGCAGCUUUAUAAGCAAGGUCUCGGUAAGAUCAAUUCACGCAAGCGGGUACAUACAGCAGCAUCAUUGCUAACUUCAUGCCCCAAAUCAGUAAAAUCCACCCAAGGGAAGGAUCAAAUCUCACUCAUGGCUCUCCGUGAUGUGCGCGAAGAAUUGGAUGAGCUGAGGGCAUUUAGAGAUGAGGAUCUUUAUGGGAUACCAAUCCCUACCGGUGAGGUCUACGAAAGCGGGGACGUAAACGAUCCUGAAGACCUCGAUAUGGAAGACGCUGAAGCAGAGGCGGAUGUUGGCUUUGAAGCUGCUGAAGCUGUUGCCCAAGCAGAGUUUGAGAUCGGCGCCACGGAAAUCUUCCCCAUUCGUGAAAAAUGGCAGACCGACCCCCUCAGUCCCCUCAGCCCGGGCUGCAACUCUUGCCGUGCCUGACGACAAAAAAAAAGGACCGCAGCGACAAGGACAUCAAAGAUAAGUUGGGUCCGGUUCGACGCAUGAAGAGCAUGAAAUUCAGCAUGAAGGGGAAAGGUGGUGGUAAACACGCGAACGAGUUUGCCAAGUCGC
Periconia digitata is the source of this 701-nucleotide messenger RNA. The record is from the annotation of a GenBank genome assembly. Lineage: Eukaryota; Fungi; Ascomycota; Dothideomycetes; Pleosporales; Periconiaceae.